This is a messenger RNA of Colletotrichum graminicola M1.001, 3999 nucleotides long. RefSeq names its product glycosyl hydrolase family 18. The coding region runs from base 1 to 3999 and encodes 1332 amino acids. The transcript is spliced from 5 exons. Gene Ontology annotation, biological process: carbohydrate metabolic process. The record is from RefSeq and is a predicted model, not a curated record. Gene Ontology annotation, molecular function: chitin binding; hydrolase activity, hydrolyzing O-glycosyl compounds. NCBI's taxonomy places the organism in Eukaryota, Fungi, Ascomycota, Sordariomycetes, Glomerellales, Glomerellaceae.
AUGAAGACUUCUUCUCUCUGUGCCCUUGUGGCCGUGGCAGCUAGGGCUUUUGCGUCCUCUGACCUCGACGCUCGGCAAACUGAGGAUGAACUUGACCAAUGGCUCUCAGCGGUGCAGGCCCAGCCUCUUGACGCCCUCAAGUCAUGCCCCGUCUCAUGCAGCACCGCUGGUGACGACCCAUGGUUUCUGUUCCCGGAUGCGUCCCAUUUGGCCUCCUGCAACGAGACGAUGCUGCUCAGUAUCGCCGUUCAGGCGGCUGAGGAAAAUGAGAACAAUGACAGGCCAACCGUCGUCAGGGCGUGCACAGCCGACUACGAUACCUCCACGUCUAUGAGGCUUGCCUUCGUGCCCGAUUCAACCAAGGCAUCCCUCUGCCUCACGGCUAACAAGGUGCUGAGCCCAGGCUCGAUACACAUGCACCAGCCCAGCGAGGGUAGCGAAUUCUUGGUGGGACAUCUCAUGUCUGCUGGCCAACAGGUCAAAAGCCAUCUUGCGUCUCAAGUGCCGUCAUGCACCAGCAACGUCAUGGCCUUUGGCUACUCGCAAUCCGCAGUCAUCGGUCUCUUUGCCGGCGCCGAGGUGCACCAACACGGUGUGACAGCCGACGUUCUGGACAAGUUCCUCGAGCAUGCACAGGACAAAUCCAUCUCCAGCAGCACCAUGGUGCAGCUGUGCGGAGCCGAGCAUAGAGGUGCCGACUACAGCAUAGGCAUCGUGGCCAGCAGUACCAAUAACCUUGACUUUGUCCAGCAGGCAGUCAAGACAUGGGCCGACGGCAAGUAUGAGCUGCAGUUUUCCAACAACUCUACCGGCAACGGCACGGCCAGCUCUCAUCAGUUCACUCCUCGGGAUAUGGAUGUCUCUCCCAGCAUCUCCAGGCUACUUCCUCGGGCCGACUGCAGGUUUACCACCGUGCAGGCGAAUGAAGGCUGCUAUGCCGUGGCAGAACGAUGCGGAAUCUCGCAAACUCAACUGCAAAACCUCAAUCGCGCCAAUCUUUGCGACUCGCUUGUGCGCGAAGAGCGUGUAUGCUGCAGUAGCGGCACUCUACCCAGCACCCUGCCUCCCGGAAACUCGGAUGGCACCUGCAAAACACGUCAGGUUAUUCCGCGUGACGACUGUGGCUCAUUGGCCAACAAGUACGACUUCAUGAAAGCGAAUUCCAAGACGGGUCUCUGCUCCAGUUUGGCUGAGGGUCAACAUGUCUGCUGCAGUCAGGGCAAGUUGCCUGACCUGAGGCCCAAAGAGGACGCCGAUGGCUACUGCGCCGUCUACACCACCAAAGAAGACGACUACUGCUCCAAGAUCGCUGCAAGCUUCAUGCUCACUAUAGAAGAGCUGGAGUCUUUUAACAAGAACACAUGGGGCUGGAACGGAUGCAAAACGCCGCUCUACACUAAGUUCAACGUGUGCGUCAGUGAAGGGGCGGCGCCCAUGCCUGCAAUUGUUCCUAACGCGGUAUGCGGACCGACGAUGAACGGCACCAUACGACCACCCGCGGGGACCAACAUCAGCGAGUUGAACCCCUGCCCUCUCAAUGUCUGCUGCAACAUUUGGGGGCAAUGCGGUAUGGCCGACGACUUCUGUAUCGUUUCCAAAUCCGAGACGGGUGCUCCAGGCACUUCGGCUCCCGGCAAGAAUGGUUGCAUCAGCAACUGCGGUAGAGAUAUCAUCAAGGGCUCCGCGCCGGCAAAGAAGGUCAAACUUGGCUACUUUGAGGGCUGGAACCUGAACCGCAAGUGCCUGACCAUGGACGCGAGCCAAAUCAACACAGACGCUUACACCCACGUGCAUUUCGCCUUCCCCAACGUCACGCGCGGCGAUUUUCGCAUAGAAAUCACGGAUCCGCAGGUGAAGGAGCAGUUUGAUUAUUUCAAGAAGCUCGAGGGUGUCAAGAAGAUUGUUUCCUUGGGUGGAUGGGACUUCAGUGCUCUCCCGGGGACUUUCAUGAUUCUUCGAGAGGCGGCCCAGCCGGCCAACCGCGACGUCUUCAAGCGCAACAUCAUCUCUUUUAUCAACGAGCACAACCUGGAUGGAAUCGAUCUUGACUGGGAGUACCCAGGAGCUCCUGACAUUCCCGACAUCCCCUCGGACGAUCCGGUCAACGGUGUCAAUUACUACCGGCUUCUGGUCAGCAUCAAGGCCGAGGUCGGCAGCUCCAAGUCGGUCUCGUUCGCGGCCCCAGCGUCGUACUGGUACCUCCGUGCACUCCCCAUCAAGCAAAUGGCCGCAGCCCUCGACUAUAUUGUGUUCAUGACAUAUGAUCUGCAUGGCCAAUGGGACGCUGGUAACAAAUGGACCUCACCGGGCUGCCCAACCGGCAACUGCCUGCGGUCACACGUCAACGAAACCGAGACCAAGGAUGCGCUCUCCAUGAUCACCAAGGCAGGAGCCGCCUCCAACAAGAUCCUUUUCGGCGUUUCUAGCUACGGGCGGUCCUUCAAGAUGGCCCAGGCCGGCUGCGAUGGCGAGACUUGUCUGUUCACGGGCGACAACCGCCAUUCAGGGGCUGCCAAGGGUCGUUGCACGGGAACCGCCGGCUACAUCUCCAACGCCGAAAUCGACGAAAUCAAGGCCACUGACAGGUCUAACAAGGUCUGGACGAAAGAAGGCUCUAACAUCAUGGCUCACGAUAACACAGAGUGGGUGGCCUGGAUGGAUGACGACAUGAAGGCAAAAAGAGCCGAGUUCUACGAUUCGUAUAACUUCCUUGGCACGACCGAUUGGGCGAUCGACCUGCAGGAAUGGUUAGACGGCUCGGGCAGCAUCAGCGAUGACAACACGAACGAGUUUGUCUAUAAAGAGCUUUCCGCUUGCACUGCCUCCUUCUCGACGCUUAAGCAGCUCGAGGAACGCAAAGGAUCAAUCCCGUCGCACUGCUUGGAGCAGUAUAUCGUCGAUGUACAGGUCGCCGUUUUUGACGACUCGCUCAAGAAAUACAACAAACUCAUCGAGGACGGUUACGACAGCAAGUUCUCCACCUGGAAGGGCUACAUCAAGGAACAGAUACCCGGUCAGAUCAAGAAAUCCAUGGCCACCGACAAGGUCGACAAGUACUUCAAGUGCGGCGAGACGAAGACCGUGACUUGCUGCAACACGUGCAAGAGCGCUUGGUGUGGUGUUGAUUGCGAAAGAUUUGAGGGCUGUAAGAAUGGCAAACAGAUGGUGCCCAGAGACAAGUGUCCCAAGGCCGAGUUUGAUCCCACAGGCCUUGGCGGUGAUCACCCCAACAGCACGUUCACCCUGACCGACCGGGAAGGCUUCUUCAAGGACAUUCAUGAGACGUGGGGAGUCGAUGAGGAGUGGAUCACGUUCAGCAAGCGCCAAAUGUCCCGCGCCAACGGCUGCCAGUACGCCGGCAAGGAUGUCAAAGACUGCAUCGCCUGGAAUAGCAUCUUCUUCCACGACUUCCCCACCAUGGACAGUGGCAAGACGAAGAUCAACAACCCCAAGGACAUCAUCGUCAAGGCUCUCCCCGACGCCAAGGGGCUGCUCGACCGGUACCGCGACAUGAAGACGUUUGCCGAGUUCGAAGACGACCUCGAAAUGUCCGAUCUUACCGACUCAGGCUCGCUGCCCGCCUUUGCCGUCGAGCAGGCGGUCGGGGAGAUGGAAAAGAUCGUCAAGGAAGCCAGCGGGAUUGAGAAGAAGCGCCGCGAGGAGUUCAUCCUCAGCAUGAUUAUGGGUUUCCUCUUCUUCAUCCCCUUCCUCGGCCCCACCGGCGGCAGCGCCGUCGCGGUCGGCGUGCGCACCCUGCUCCGACUGAUCGAAGUCGGCGCCGAAGUCGGUCUGGCCGUCUACAGCGUCGUCAACGACCCGGACAACGCCUUCAUGACCGUUUUCACCACCCUCUUGGCCGCCGGUUUCAGCCGCGGCGGGUUCAGGGACGCUGCCAGGUCAAGACGCGGCAUGAGCUCCAACGAGUAUAACAGUCUCGGUAACAUCAAGCUUAAACUUGACAUAAUUAAUACUCUCUGGGGUAGCAUGUGCUCUCUUUAG